AUGAGCCCAACUGAUCUUCUGCGAUUCUUGUCCAAGCCCGCGAACACUGUUUCUAACCAUACUGCUCUAGGCCUCGAUAACCCGACUCCCGUCGUCACCAGCUCCCACGUUUUCCAAUACCCUUUUUUUUCCAAGGCAGAAUUCUCGUCUGCUAGACCCGAUACUUUGACCGGUAUCGGUAUCUUCCAGAACGAGGGUACCGACUGCUAG
This is a messenger RNA of Penicillium concentricum, 210 nucleotides long. RefSeq lists its product as uncharacterized. Lineage: Eukaryota; Fungi; Ascomycota; Eurotiomycetes; Eurotiales; Aspergillaceae. The transcript has 2 exons. The record is from RefSeq and is a predicted model, not a curated record. The coding region runs from base 1 to 210 and encodes 69 amino acids.